This is a messenger RNA of Triticum turgidum subsp. durum (durum wheat), 1641 nucleotides long. Lineage: Eukaryota; Viridiplantae; Streptophyta; Magnoliopsida; Poales; Poaceae. The record is from the annotation of a GenBank genome assembly.
AUGGAAGCAGCAGACGAGGAGAGGCCACUUCUGAACCACCGUUGCCUGCCUCCACAGCCGCAGGACGAGUGUUCAAGAUACACCAGUGAUGGAACAGUUGAUGUCUACAGACAGCCUGCUCUCAAGCAGAGCACCGGCAACUGGAGAGCAUGCGUCUUCAUCCUAGGCGCCGAAUUCAGCGAGUGCUUGUGCUUCUUCGCCGUCUCCAAGAACUUGGUCACCUACCUCACGACGGUGCUCCACGAGAGCAACGUCGACGCCGCGAGGAAUGUGUCCACCUGGGUCGGCAGCUGCUUCAUCACGCCGGUCGUCGGAGCUUUCUUGGCCGAUUCUUAUUGGGGACGAUACUCGACAAUUGCAAUCUUCCUCUCUGUUUACAUCUUUGGGAUGCUCAUCAUGACAUCAUCGACGGCGCUUCCCUGGCUCCUGCCUCGUUUUUCCGACGAGAGCAGUGGUGUCCAUCGCGCCGCCGUAUACCUGGGGCUCUACCUUGUCGCCCUCGGCACCGGCGGGAUCAAGCCCUGCGCCACGGCCCUGGGCGCCGACCAGUUCGACGUUGCCGACCCGGCGGAGCGGGUGGCCAAGGGAUCCUUCUUCAACUGGUACUACUUCUCGAUCAACAUCAGCUCGCUGCUGUCGGCGACGUUGCUCGUAUGGGUGCAGGACAACAUCGGGUGGACCGUCGGGCUCGCGAUCCCGACGGUGCUCAUCGGGUUCGGCCUCGCCGUAUUCGUUGCCGGCGGGAAGAUAUACAGGUACAAGCCACUGGGAGUGGGAGGUAGCCCGCUGACGAGGGUCUUCCAGGUGGUUGUCGCCGCCGCAAGGAAUUGCCGUCUCGAGCUGCCCGAUGAUGCCUCGGCCCUGCACGAACAUGGCGGGGCGGAGCAUACCAGUCAAUUCAGGUUCUUUGACAAGGCUGCGAUCGUGAUGCCGUCGACGGAGAAGAAGGGCCCGUGGCGGCUCUGCGCGGUGUCGCAGGUGGAGGAGCUGAAGAUGCUGCUGCGGAUGUCCCCCGUCUGGGCGUCGACGCUGGUCUUCUUCGCGGUCACCGCGCAGAUGUCGUCGACGAUGAUCGAGCUGGGGAUGGCCAUGGACAACCGCGUCGGCACCUGUGUCGUGCCGCCGGCGUCGAUCUCCACCUUUGACAUUGUCAGCGUCCUCGUCUGGGUUCCCAUCUACGACGCCGUGCUGGUGCCGCUCGCGCGGCGCGUCACCGAUCAGGACAGGGGCUUCACGCAGCUGCAGCGCAUCGGCGUCGGCCUUGCUCUGUCCGCGGCCGCCAUGGCGUACGCCGCGUCGGUCGAGACGAGGCGGCUGGCGGCGGCGCCGGAGACCUCGAUGAGCAUCAUGUGGCUGGCGCCGUGCUACUUCGUGCUGGGCGCGGCCGAGGUGUUCACCAGCAUCGGCAUGCUCGAGUUCUUCUACGACCAGUCCCCGGAGUCCAUGAAGAGCCUGGGUGUGGCGCUCGCGCAGCUCGCCGUCGCUGGCGGGAACUACCUCAACUCUGGCCUGCUCGGCGCCGUCGCGUCGGCCACGGGGUGGAUCCCGGACAACCUCGACCAAGGCCACCUUGACUACUUCUUCUGGUUCAUGGCGGCUCUCAGCGUGCUUAACCUGUUGCAGUUCGUCUACUGCCACUAG